Chenopodium quinoa (quinoa) is the source of this 1237-nucleotide messenger RNA. RefSeq lists its product as uncharacterized. The transcript has 4 exons. The coding region runs from base 266 to 1237 and encodes 323 amino acids. NCBI's taxonomy places the organism in Eukaryota, Viridiplantae, Streptophyta, Magnoliopsida, Caryophyllales, Amaranthaceae. The record is from RefSeq and is a predicted model, not a curated record.
AUCUUUAACUCAUGGUGAUGGAGAGAAAAGGAAAGGUGAAUUGUUGCAAAGACAUGUGAAGGCAACUUGUAGGGUAAGUCAUUUAGCUGCAUUUUUAUAGUUGUAGAGGGUGGAGUCAUUUUUUAGGAUUAAUGGUAAAAUUUACAUUGAUACGUUUUUGUUGUUAUUGUUCAUUAUUCAGCCAGCUAAUACAAGUUGUCGCGUAGAGUCGUUUGGUAGAAUAUGCUAAAAGUUAGACGAGCAACGAAAGGCUUGGGUUUGUGAAAUGGGGUUUGAUGGUCUGUUAAAAAUUGGAGAGAUUAACCUUCCACGGCAGUUGGCGUAUUGGUUGAUGACUCGCAUAGAUCCCUUCAACUGCGCUCUUACUAGUAGAGAUGGUAGAGUGUUCAGGCUUUCUCAAAAUCAGGUGCAUUGGGUCCUUGGUAUUCCCGAUGGGGGACUUCUUGUUCCCACAUACCAAACAUUGGAUAGAGAAAAGUUGGAAAGGGUGAAAAGUAUUAUUGAUAGGUAUGGUAAAACCUGGAAAACUAAGUCGAAUAGAAUUGGCCGUGAGUUCAAGACUGUAUUCUUGUUGUUGGCGCUGGAAAGGGUGAAAAGUAUUAUUGAUAGGUAUGCUAACUUAGUGACGUCAUUAACGUGUGAUGCAAAGGCUGCUGAAUAUGAAUGGUGUAGCCUAGUUUUGAAGAAGCUCAUGGAUAGUGUUGCGAUGUUUGCGCGUCGUUUUUACUCAUGUGGAUAUGCUAGUGGAUGUGCAGGUUGCCUAAUAUAUAUUGUGGUUAUGUAUUUGGAUCGGCUAGAUAGACAUCCUGUGCAUUGGGGUUAUUUCCCCCGGUUGGAGGUUUGGAAAAUGGAAGAGAUACGUAUAGCUGUUGUAGAAGAUCGUUUCCCAAACGGUGGUGAUUUUGGAAAGCUUGGGACUUUGGAUGUUGCUUAUGGUGAAUUUCAUCCUACUAAAGCAAGGGAUACAAAUGGGCCUGAGGGGUUUAAAAAGUUUCAGAUUGGUGUAACUACUAGUGUUUGUUAUAGGAGUAAUGGAACACGAAAAACCACCUCAAAAACUAAGCGUCCUAGGAGAACGAAUGUUCAAAAUUUGAGUACUCAAAUUGAUUGUAUAUAUAGGGAUGAAUGUAAACGGGAAAAAGCAAGCAGUUUUCCUGGUGAAGAGAAUAUGGCUGUGAUGAACAGUUAUGAUGUGUCAUCGUUUAAGAUUGAUAUGUUGAAGAGAUAUUUGAAGUGA